Schizosaccharomyces osmophilus is the source of this 801-nucleotide messenger RNA. RefSeq names its product U1 snRNP-associated protein Luc7 (gene luc7). The transcript has a single exon. NCBI's taxonomy places the organism in Eukaryota, Fungi, Ascomycota, Schizosaccharomycetes, Schizosaccharomycetales, Schizosaccharomycetaceae. The record is from RefSeq and is a predicted model, not a curated record. Gene Ontology annotation, cellular component: U2-type prespliceosome; U1 snRNP. Gene Ontology annotation, biological process: mRNA splice site recognition. Gene Ontology annotation, molecular function: mRNA binding. The coding region runs from base 1 to 801 and encodes 266 amino acids.
AUGGCUGCCGAACAAAGGAAGAUUAUUGAACAGCUUAUGGGAAGUAACCUUUCCAAUUUUACAAGUCGAGGCCAAGUUCAUUUUACGGACCGCAAAGUGUGUAGAAGUUUUUUAUGUGGAAUAUGCCCUCAUGAUAUAUUUACAAACACAAAGAUAGAUUUAGGACCGUGUCCAAAAAUCCAUAGUGAUAAGUUGAAGUCUGACUAUGAGCGAGCCAGCUAUUCACAUAGUUAUGGUUACGAAUGGGACUAUUUAGAUGAUUUGGAAAGACAUGUUGAUGAAUGUAAUCGGAGAAUUGAUAUUGCAGAGGCAAGAAAGGAAAAAACAACAGAGGAAAUUGAACGAACAGAUGAGCUAAUGCGUGACAUGGCUCAUACAGGCCAUUCAAUUGACGUGCUGAUCGAGGAGAUGAAAGCUUUAUCCCAGAAAGGACAUAUUAGCCAGUCAAUGAAACACUAUACUGAGCUAAGUCGCCUAAGAACUCGUAGAGAGGAGUUGCAUCAAGAAGUUAUAUCUAUGAAUGAAGUCCCCAGUCAAGCUGGUACGACUCAUCAGAAGUUGCAGGUUUGUGAUGUUUGUAGUGCAUAUUUGUCUCGGCUGGAUAACGAUAGACGUUUGGCAGAUCACUUUUCAGGUAAGAUGCAUCUGGGAUAUGCGAUGCUACGAAACUUGGCCAAGGACCUUCGUGAACAAUUAGACGUACAAAACUCGAGUAAAGAUGAAGAAGAUGAACCAGAAACUGAAAAUUCAAAACACGGAGAGCAACAUUCGAAUACGCAUUCAAUGCUCCACGUAACUUGA